Messenger RNA from Carassius gibelio (silver crucian carp), 2025 nucleotides. RefSeq names its product zinc finger protein 1 homolog. Lineage: Eukaryota; Metazoa; Chordata; Actinopteri; Cypriniformes; Cyprinidae. The record is from RefSeq and is a predicted model, not a curated record. Gene Ontology annotation, biological process: regulation of transcription by RNA polymerase II. Gene Ontology annotation, molecular function: RNA polymerase II cis-regulatory region sequence-specific DNA binding; DNA-binding transcription factor activity. The transcript is spliced from 4 exons. The coding region runs from base 365 to 1957 and encodes 530 amino acids.
CUUCAGGAAGUACUUCCAGUCAGUCCUAAUAGGACGAGAGCAUGUUUUGGAUCAGCUCUGAAUCUCCUCGUAAAUGUUUAAAUGUGAAUCUAAUUAGAGAACAAUAACUGUUAGUUAGAGUAACACAAUAACAGUCAUCGCUAGCCUUUGCUAGCAAGUGUAUGGGGACUAGCGCAGAUUUGAUUAAACUAAAAGAUGGUUCGAUAACGCACUCUAACGAUAUGAUGUGACAAUUUGGUUUAAAACGUCUAACGAGGUGGAGCUUGAGGAUGAAUGAUUGUCGUCGUGCUUGUUUAUACGACAAAGAAAGUAUUUAGACUACUUUAGGUUGGGUUAAGGCUUUUUAAUCCGUGUUGUCAUCAUCAUGUCUGAAGUCAUUCACUCGUUUCAGUCACAGCUGUCUGGGGUCAUGGAGACCGUUUUUAAAGCUGCCAUGUUUGAGAUCACUCGUCUCGUGGAGGAGAGUUUCGUGAAGGAAGUGUCCCGUAGUCGAGAGCAGGUAGAGACUCUGAAGAAGAGGCUCCAGUGGAGCGAGACCAGACGGAAAAAUCAAGAGACGGGUUUGAGAAAUCUGAGGUGUGCAGAGUGUGACAAAUCCCGUGUGUGUAACGAGGAAAAAGAAGAAAUGCCACCACAGUCAGAAAAUGAAUGCAGCCUCAAACAGGAGAAAGUUCCAGAUGGGAACUGGGGAAGCUGUGAGUUGGAGUCUGACACCCUUUUGGGAAAAGAGAGGUUGGAAGACCAAACCAGCUCCAGUAACACAACAGAGCCUGCAAGCAAAGAGGACAGGAAACUGGACUGCGUAUUGAAAGAGGAGGCCCUUUUUGUCACUGCCGGUAAUAAAGAGCUUCAGGAUGGAUGGAUGUUGGAUACUGAAGGAGCUGAGACAUCAGAUUUCUCAGGUCACAGUUACAGUGAGCAGGAGCUGCAUCAGAUUCAGGAAGAGUGGAGCUCUGGACUUGAUCAGACUGCUGACAAUGAGACUUAUGGAGAUAUCACAGAUGUCCAUGGUCCGUUGUAUCCAACACGCUAUGACACAGAAGAGCUAGCGAGCUACAGUGUGCGUGAAGUGGAGGUGGGAGACCUGGAUGGUCUCAGAGAAAGAACUGUUGACAUGUUGGGUAAUUCAGUAUCUGUUGCGGUUGGGCCUGAGAAAAAUGACCUGCACGAGGAAGGUGGGAGACGUCACAGCUCUUCCAUUAAGCGUAAUAGAGGAAACAGAGGAUCUUUACUUGUGCAGGUCAGCCCCCAGACAGAAGACGUGGAUAGAGACAUGCACUGUUUACUUAUAAAUGCAGAUGGCCACUUGCAAGACAUAAAUUCCUUCACUGAAGUUCACAGUGGAGAUGCAGGAGGUGCUGGGCAUAGAGGACACUCACUGUAUGUUGGGGACACAACAAGUGGCUCAGUUUAUAAGGGACAAGCAUCGAAUCACUCUCUGAAACCUAAUGUUGGACAAGCAUUAGGAGACAGCAGGGCUUCUGUGAACGCCUUCCCGCUCUCCCACCGAGUCAGUUCAAGUGCUGCAUACACUUGUAACCAGUGUGGUAAGAAGUUCACUCAGGCCUGCAACCUAAAAGUGCAUCAGCGUGUCCACCAGCAGGAUGGUCUCCACUUGUGCAGCCACUGUGGGAAAGGUUAUUCGUCCUUCAGUGACUUGCGGAGACACAGAUGCAGUCAGACCGGAGACAAGCCCUACACCUGCACACUAUGUGGGAACAAAUUCAGCCGAUUGUGGAAUCUCAAGCUGCAUCAGCGUAUUCACACACAGGAGAAACCCCACAAGUGCACUAUGUGCAGCAAGAGCUUCACCCGGGCUGACAUCUUGAAAGUCCAUCAGCGUACCCAUACAGGAGAAAGACCGUAUUGCUGUGGGAUCUGUGGACUGAGCUUCAAACGACUGGAUCAUCUCAGGUCACAUCAUCGCAAACAUAGUGCUGACCAGAACAAUCCAUGACAAAAAUAAAAUCCACCAUAUAACUUUACAAAGCUGUUUGGAUUAAUAAAUUGUUGAAGGGUAUUAAA